ACUCCCCUCAUCACAUGACGACUACCACUAACCUAGAGAGCGAGCGUACCAGAGCAGUGAAGAAGUAUAAGCAAAGGCUAAUACAGCAACAAGACGACUUUUGUGAAUGAACUAGCAAUUAGAACUUGGCGACUUAUUGGCGACUUAUUUCCCAUGCUUUUAAGAAAAAUUAUCAUGAUCUAUUUUCGAGACAUUUGUUCGUGCUGUGCUAGGGGUUAGCUUGUCAGUAAUGUCCUUUUGUGAUGUUUUGAUGCAAUCUGAUCGCCUGUAAUUUGUUGCAGUGAUUGUUUACGCUGCUUUAAUCAAGGUAAGUGUGCUUGACUUAUAGGUUUCCAUUUAGAAAGGUUGUAGGAAACUUUCCCCAGCAAUUAACUUUGAUUACACAGAAUGGUAAUACAUCAUCAAUGUUUACACUGAAUCCAAAGACAAAGCAUUGACAAUAACAAACCUCUGAUCACCAGUCAUCUAUCCCAGGCCAGGUAUUGGCCGUUCUAUCCCGGGCCAGGUGUUGGCCGUUCUCUCCCGGGCCAGGUGUUGGCCAUUCUCUCCCGGGCCAGGUGCUGGCCGUUCUGCCGUAAUAGGCCAGGCAAAACAAAUUGUCGAUCUCCUUUACUUUAUUUUUCGCUAUGUAUGGAUACAAAGAUGAAGCCACUGAUUAUCAUGACAAUUUAGCAUACUGGGUGAAACUCCUAGGCAGUAAGUAGGCUUGAGUGGUAUCCAGAUUGUAUCAACAUUGUAUGGUCCUGUGUGGCUCAGUUUGUAGAGCAUGGCAUUUGCAACGCCAGGGUUGAGGGUUCGAUUCCCAUGGGGGACCAGUAUGAAAAUAUAUGCACUCACUACUGCAAGUUGCUCUAGAAUAGUUUUUUAACUAGGCAAGUCAGUUAUGCACAAAUUCUUAUUUACAAUGACUGCCAACCCCGGAUGACGCUGGGCCAAUUUUGCACCGGUUGUGAUACAGCCUAGAAUUGAACCAAGGUCCGUAGUGACGCCUCUAGCACUGGGAUGCAGUGCCUUACACCGCUGCGCCACUCGGGAGCGUCUGCAAAAUAACAAAUAAAAAAGUUUUUUUUAAAUACCAACCUUGUGCCAUUCCAGGAAAUUUGGUAAUAGCGGCAUUGAACACGGGGUACUUUUUUCAAACCACACUGAUACACUGAAAUCCGAAGGUUAACAAUGGUUCCAAGUGCUUGUAAAAUCCCAUAGAGAAUGCUAACUAAAUGCUAAUGAGCGCAUUGCGAACAUUUCGUACAGUUUCUGACCUAAACUAUACAAGUAACUCAAAAAUGCUCUUCCCAGUUUGUUGCACGCACACAAAAAAUAUUAGCCAGGAGGGGAUUCUCUGUUAUUACCAAGAAAAUGUUGAUUUUGGAAGAAGCUAACCACUUAGCUAGAUAGAUAACAAGCUACUAAAUUAGCAAACCAAAUGCACAACUGCAGAGCAUUUAGCACAUUUUAGUCAGUUAACUUAAUAGUUAUAAGAUAUCUAGCUCGCAAGCAUUUAGUUGUGAAUUCCAUACUGUAAUUAGAUCACCUGGCGCAUGCUGCACAACAGUGAGUGACUCACAAGGCUCCGGUCUCUCAUCGUUGUGUGCUUGUAAACGAACACCAAGUGGCACGUGACUGGAAACUACAAUAAGCGUCAUAAUAAUGUGGAAGGUGAAAUGAAGAACGCAAUGUUCUUUAUCUCCUAACGUAUUGCACAAGUUGACUGCAGGUAUUUACUUAAAAAGUUGCUACAAAUAUUCAAAUUUAUUAAAAAACUUAAAAUAAAUAGUUUCAAUGGUAUUUAUGCUAUUGAAAAACCAUCCAGUGGCUUUUUCCAACUACCCUUGUAUACCGCCCAAGCCUACUAGACAGCAGUUGAGUAGCCUGAUUGUUCAUUCCAUAUUGUCCAUUUUACUUUGACCUGUCCUGUUUUUAACUUCGGGAUAGGUGUCCCUUCCACGGGACGGUUGAGCUAACGUAGGCUAAUGCGAUUAGCAUGAAGUUGUAAGUAACAAGAACAUUUCCCAGGACAUAGACAUAUCUGAUAUUGUCAGAAAGCUUAAAUUCUUGUUCAUCUAACUGCACAGUCCAAUUUACACUAGCUAUUACAGUGAAAGUAUACCAUGCUAUUGUUUGAGGAGAGUGCACAAUUUUGAACAUGAAAAGUUAUUAAUAAACAAAUUAGGCACAUUUGGGCAGUCUUGAUACAAAAUGUUGAACAGAAAUGCAGUGGUUCAUUGGAUCAGUCUAAAACUUUGCACAUACACUGAUGCCAUCUAGUGGCCAAAAUCUAAAUUGCACCUGGACUGGAAUAAUACAUUAUGGCCUUUCUCUUGCAUUUCAAAGAUGAUGGUACAAAACAAAUACAAAAUAACAUAUUUUUUUUCUUUGUAUUAUCUUUUACCAGAUCUAUUGUGUUAUAUUCUACUAAAUUCCUUUCACAUUUCCAUACACUUCAAAGUGUUUCCUUUUAAAUGGUGCCAAGAAUAUGCAUACCCUUGCUUCAGGGCCUGAGCUACAGGCAGUUAGAUUUGGGUAUGUAAUUUUAGGCAAAAAUUGAAAAAAGGGGCUAAUCCUUAAGAUUUUUAAGAUAUAUUUGUUAACAUGCCAUAUUCGAAGCACUUAAUUUUUUUGGGUUGGGCGCAAUUUAGGUUACGCUAUUUGAUUCGGAGAAACGUGCAUGAUGUGCAUGAUGUAAAAAGUGUCUGUCUCAUGACAUUGUCAUAAAUUUGAUCUCUACUCCAGCCUGUAUUCUACAGAAAAGGCCAUAUACUCUUUCUACCUUAUGCUAUAGGCUACAUGAUUUAUGUUAGAUGAUUUGUUGACGGUAUGUUGGAGUGCCGCAGCGGUUCGUCUCUCCAACAGGACCCUGGAGAGUCACACUCGGCAUGGACAAGAAAAAUAUUUUGCUUCCCUGCUUUUGACAAAGUGAGCACUGCUUAUCACAUGGCGGCAUCGGCAUUCACCUAAAUAGCCCAUGUGCCAAAGGAUGAAUGCUCUGGUAGCUCUCUGUCAUUUCUGUGAGCUCCAUGGCCCCCGCACCCUGUUCUGCACCGAGGCUCUGCACCCCCCAUCCCCCACACCCUCCCAGGCUGGCGCCCCCAUACCCGGGGACAGGGAGUCGGACAGAGAGGGAGAGGGACUCACCAUGAGGGCAAACAGCUCAGCUACACAGAGAGGAGACAUGUGCGAGGGCUGCCGGUCUCUCCCAGCGUCUCACCCUGGCUUCGUCAGUGUGGACAGUGAGACAGGCAUCCGGUUCCUCAGCCACCAACAACCUAGACAACCCCAGCUCUUCAGUGUGGUCCGCCAGGCCUGCGUACGCAGCCUCAGCUGUGAGGUGUGUCCAGGUCGUGAGGGUCCUAUCUUCUUUGGGGAUGAGCAGCAUGGUUUUGUGUUCUCUCACACAUUCUUCAUCAAGGACAGCCUGGCCCGGGGCUUCCAGCGGUGGUACAGUAUCGUCAUGGUAGCCAUGGACAGGAUCUACCUCAUCAACUCCUGGCCCUUCCUGCUGCGCCACCUCAGACUCACUAUACAGAGUCUACAGAGCACAGCACUGAAGGUGUUUGACAGUGAGCAGUGUGUGUGUCCUCAGAGGGCGGUGAGGAUGAACAGUGUGUUCUCUCCUGCUGUCUUCCCCCACCAGAGGAGUGGUAACGCGGCCCGCUCCCUGCCCUCCCUCACCCAGCACACCAACCUCUGGGCCAGCCUACACUCCUCCUUCAGCUGGUUACUGAAGGCCUGUGGUAGUCGUCUGACAGAGAAGCUGCUGGAGGGAGCUCCCACAGAGGACACUCUGGUUCUUAUAGAGAGACAGACAGAGCAAGAGGAGGAAAUUAGUUGCUGGGAAGGAGCAGAAGGGGGCGGGUCUAGACCCCAGUGCCACCAAUCGGAGAGCGAGCUGUACAGAGACUUCUUGUUUGACGAGGGGAAAGCAGAGGGGUAUCCUGGUCCAAAGUUCAGGUCCUUGAGACAUUUAAGACAGGUGCUCGGGACCACUGAUUUCCGCCAGCUAGCAUGGCACGUGCUCAUGGGAAAUCAGGUCAUAUUGAGAGGGGCUGACCCAGGGCUCAUCCAUUCAGCAUUCACCAUGCUGAAGGCCUUGCUACCGGUGGGCUGUGUCCGCUCUGUGACGUACAGUGCCCAGUAUGAGGAAGCAUACCGAUGUAACUUCCUGGGCCUCAGCCCUGACGUGCCCAUCCCCACACACGUCAGCUCCUCAGAGUUCUCAGUGUUGGUGGAUGUGGUCAGUGUGGAGAGGGGCUCUCUGUACUCUGCUGCUUGUGGUGAAGACAUCCUCUCACUCUACCAGUUCAACAUCAGCAGUACCAACUCACAGCCUACAGAUAAAGGUCCCACGUUGUUGAAUAAGAUCGAGGUGGCGUUGUCCAAUGAGAACCUGUCAGUGGACGUGGUCUCUCACUGUCUGCUGUGUCUGAAGGAGGAGUGGAUGAAUAAAGUGAAGGUGCUGUUUAAGUUCUCCAAGGUAGAUGGGCGUGGGAGGGAGGACACCCAGAAGGUGUUGGCCCUGCUGGGUGCCACGGGGUCUGGGGAGGAGGACAACGUCAAGCUGCUCAAGUUCUGGAUGACGGGACUCAGCAAGACCUACAAGAGCCAUCUGAUGACCGCUGUCAGAGGAGGGGAGAGGCCCCUUAGCCAGUGAGAGAGCAGUGGAGGAGAAGAUGAGAGGUAGCGGGAGAGACCAUACAGCUGGAGUGAAAUAUACUGUAUCUCAGUAUAGGAGACUGGUGGGAGGAGGUAUAGGAGGGUGGGCGCAUUGUAACGGCUGGAAUCGAUUAAAUGGAACGGAGUCAAACGUGAUUUCCAUAUGUUUGAUGUGUUUGACACCGUUCCAUUUAUACCUUUCCAGCCAUUAUAAUGAGCCCGUCGAUUAGCUCCUCCCAGCACCCUCUGCGUGUAUCUACUACUGUAUUUGGACAGACAGAGAGAAAGGGAAAGAAAACGAGUGUGAAUGAGUGAGUAAUGACAGAUAGACUGACUGAAGGAUAUGUUUGUGUCCAGGUGCUGACUUGAUUAAAACCCAUCCUUCACCAUAAAGAACAAAAAGCCACUCUAUGGGUCGGUUUUAAAUUAAUAAUUAAUUCAGAUACAUUAUGUAAAACGUAAUAAGUAAUUUGUAUCUUUUUUUUAGUAAUCAAAAGGGAAUUAUUAUAGGAACACUGUCCACAAUUUUAUGUCUGACUUAUUAUAAAAGUUUCAAUAGUUUGUUAGCACAUUGUACAGAGAUAUUCAAAUAAAAUAACUGCUUGAGCUGAAACUGAAA
Messenger RNA from Salvelinus fontinalis (brook trout), 5269 nucleotides. RefSeq names its product folliculin-like. Gene Ontology annotation, cellular component: cytosol. NCBI's taxonomy places the organism in Eukaryota, Metazoa, Chordata, Actinopteri, Salmoniformes, Salmonidae. Gene Ontology annotation, biological process: negative regulation of transcription by RNA polymerase II; positive regulation of GTPase activity; positive regulation of TORC1 signaling. The transcript is spliced from 12 exons. The record is from RefSeq and is a predicted model, not a curated record. Gene Ontology annotation, molecular function: GTPase activator activity. Bases 2963 to 4648 code for a protein of 561 amino acids.